UUUGAGUUUCUCUUUUGGGAAAAAAGGAAAAAAAUAGUUUCUCUUUUUAUCCAUUCCCUCGCCCAUUCCACCAACUGCGUUCUUUUACGAUUAAGCUAUGGACGCUCGCGGGUGUUUCUCACAUAAUUCCAGCCUACUUUCGUCUUCAAUACAUAGCCCGAAUACAACUACGGCGGUGACUCUCCGCGUCGUCUCUUCUGGUUCACCGCCCCUACUGAAACAUAAUAAACAGAAAUCUUCAGGAAACAAGUCGUCUAUAACUUCACCUUCGAUAAAUAAACCAGGUCGUUCUGAUAAUGCAAGCAAUGCACCAAAGCUGAAUUUGGAAGUAUCGCCUCACAGAGCAGUCUCUGCUGUGAGAUUGAUGCGGAUCGAGUUCGGGGGCGCAUUUGCUGACCUGUUGAACGAGCAAGGCAAGGGCUCAGGUGACAAUGAAAUGGGAUAUGUUGAGAGAACUCUUGGAUUCCGUACUCGUAAUUUGGAUGAUAGAGACCUCCGCCUGGUAACAGAAAUCGUGGGGGGAACUACUCGUUGGAGGAGAUAUCUUGAUUAUUUGAUUCUAUCCUUGUGUCAUGAUCAGAGCACUUUUGGAAGCAUGGAACCUCUUCUGUUGCAGCUUACACGUUGUUUUCAGAUUCUUCGAAUUGGUUUUUAUGAGAUUGUCAAGCUCGAUAUGCCCUCAUAUGCAGUUGUGGAUGAGAAUGUAAAGCUUGCAAAGGCUGCAUUAAGACUUGGUGCUGGUAAUAUGGUUAAUGCGCUUUUGAGGAAGCUGGUGUUGCUUAAGGAAAAGAACUCACUCCCUUCACCAAAAGUGGAUGGUAAUGACAGGCAGCAAGCACGUUCUCUAGCCAUCAUCCAUUCUCAUCCUGUUUGGAUGGUGAGACGAUGGACUAGAUACUUUGGUCUUGAAGAAGCUAUCAAGUUAAUGAUGUGGAACAAUGCUGAUCCUUGUUUCAGCCUCAGAGCAAAUACAGCUACAGGAUUCACACAGGCUGAUCUAGUUAUGGAACUUGAGAAGUUGAAGGUUCCAUAUGAACUUUCUCAGCACUUGGAUGAUUUUGUCCGGAUCAGAACGGGAAUGCAGGCUGUCAUACAGGCCGGAUUACUCAGAAAAGGUUUUUGUUCUGUCCAGGACGAAAGUGCCGGAAUGGUGGUUAAGGUUGUGGAUCCAAAGCCUGGGGACAAUAUUAUCGACUGUUGUGCAGCACCAGGAGGAAAGACUCUUUUCAUGGCUUCACGUAUGGAUGGCCAAGGCUGCAUAUAUGCAAUCGACAUAAACAAAGGCCGACUGAGAAUCCUCAAUGAGGCUGCCAAGCUGCAGCAAGUCAAUGAUAUUAUCACACCUAUCCAUGCUGAUCUCUGUGAAUUUGACAAUAAUGGUAAGAAAGCUGAUAAAGUUUUGCUGGAUGCUCCUUGCUCCGGAUUAGGAGUUCUGUCAAAGAGAGCAGAUUUACGCUGGAAUAGGAAAGCGGAAGACAUGGAACAACUUAAAAAUUUGCAAGAUGCACUUCUUGAUUCAGCUUCCACUUUGGUAAGGCCAGGCGGAGUACUGAUAUACAGCACAUGUUCAAUUGAUUCUGAGGAGAAUGAGGAAAGAAUAGCUGCUUUUCUUCUGAGAAAUCCAGAAUUCCAAAUAGAUCCUGCAAAUAAAUACGUAUCAUCCGAUUUUGUUACGGAAGAUGGUUUCUUUUUCUCUAAUCCCGUCAAACACGCGAUUGAUGGAGCCUUUGCAGCUCGGCUUUUAAGAUCUUGCUGACUAAUAACACAUUCAGACCAUCAUAUGAGCUAUUUUUCUUUUCAUAAAAGUUCCGUAAAGUCGACGGCUUUUAAGAGCUCGUCUGAUUUCUUUCCUGGCCUGUAGGGGUCAGGCAAUAUUCGGCCCUUUUUUUGUUUUUUCACAAAGAAAGCUCGACUAAGGGGUGCUUGUUUAAAAAGUGGAAACUCGGGGUUUUAUCAUUGGACAAAAGCCGAAUUAGAUUGCUUGGAAAAAGCUGGAGCUUUUGGAUCUGAGUCUUUAUAUGGAGCUUGUCUAUGUAAUAUCUUGAGAAGGGGGAAAUUUUUGGUGUUGUUUUAUGAUCUGAGUUGUAUACCAUGUUCAUGUUCAACUAAAGUCACUAGCACUUGUCAAUUGUAUUGUGUCUUUCUGAGUUUGUCAUAGUUUAUUCUCAAUUGUAUUUAAGGAACUGCUAUUGGGUCCCUACGUCAGGUAGCUUUCGUACAUGCUUCGUAAAUAUUUGACAACAUGUUGCCAUUGAAAUAGUGACACAUGUCCUUUU
This is a messenger RNA of Striga asiatica, 2276 nucleotides long. Lineage: Eukaryota; Viridiplantae; Streptophyta; Magnoliopsida; Lamiales; Orobanchaceae. The record is from the annotation of a GenBank genome assembly.